This is a messenger RNA of Lampris incognitus (smalleye Pacific opah), 2447 nucleotides long. It is a transcript of the gene styk1b, whose product is annotated as serine/threonine/tyrosine kinase 1b. Gene Ontology annotation, molecular function: ATP binding; transmembrane receptor protein tyrosine kinase activity. NCBI's taxonomy places the organism in Eukaryota, Metazoa, Chordata, Actinopteri, Lampriformes, Lampridae. The record is from RefSeq and is a predicted model, not a curated record. Gene Ontology annotation, biological process: multicellular organism development; cell surface receptor protein tyrosine kinase signaling pathway; protein phosphorylation. Gene Ontology annotation, cellular component: signaling receptor complex. The transcript is spliced from 10 exons. The coding region runs from base 521 to 1891 and encodes 456 amino acids.
AAGUGGCAGGACCAGUUUCCCAUGACACGCGAAAGAAAGGCAGGGCUAGCAUUUGGUGUCAAACAAUGGUGUGAAAGGGUAGGGAGUUGUAGGGGUGCAAUAGAUUGAAGUCCUAGAAAUGCAAAGCCAGACUGUAGACCGCGUUACCCCUGAAGUUGGGCUGAUCAUAGACUGAGAGACCGGGAAAGGAGGAAGACGGGAGGAGGGGGAGAAGAGAAGAAGGAAAGGUGUAAGGCACAGGUGAAGAGGGUGGAGUUAAGACAACUGCUGCUGGUGUAACUUAGACAAACAGAGCAGCGCAGUAAUCCCCCGAGGUUGACAAAGUCACCUGAGGGAGCAGACAAUGAAUGACUGAUCAGCGGCGCUAACCCGGACUACACCAAACUAACAAUCAGAUGGGAAGAUGUAUAAAAAAUGGCAGCGCAUAUGAGUGACAGGAUGGCCGCUGGCAAAUGGUAUUGAAUCCACUGGCCUGAAAAUUUCCUUCAUUGAGAUACAAGACAAAGGAGGGGGGGAGAGGAUGACUUCAAUGUCAGAGGCCGACUUCCAGUGCAAACAGGGAGAUACCAUCUGUGAGAUCCGCGUGUAUGAGCAGGAGGUGAUCAUCGUGCCCAUCUUGCUGCUGGCCAGCUUCCUGGUCACCCUGGUCUUCAUCCUGCUGCUGCGCUUCUGUCCGGAGAAAGUCGACCGCAUCCGACCGCAGGCCUCUGAGGGGCCCUCCAGGCCCCAGCGCACCAGGAGGGUGCUGCAAGGAAUCGAUGCCCCAGCAGGUAUCAAUGUCCUGGAGCAUGAGAGCAUAGCCCUGGACAUGUCCAGUUCCUACUCCACCUUCAACCCGCCACACACCUACUCCUCCUGGAACCCGACCCACCCCGUGGACACCACCUCUCGACCACCCGUCCCCCCACAACAACCCUGUAAACCCAGUUUCACCCCCAUCGUGCAGCCCAGGGAGUUGCCCCGCCAGAGGCUGCCCGAGUCAUUCAACCUGGUGAACUCCCUUCCCGUCACCUUCUCCCUGCAAGCCGACUCGGCGGUCUCCCUCUACAGGGCCCGCAUGGACAACAGGAAUGUGGUCCUGCGUGUACUCAAAGAUUCUGCCGACGCCACGGAGAGACACAGCUUCCUGGGUUUUGCCUCCUUCUUGGCCCAGAUGGGACCACAUCCCUUCCUGCCAGAACUCCUCGGCGUGAUCUCCCUCCGAGCUCCUCUGGUGACCGUGGUGGAGGAGCUGGAGAACAGAGAUCUGCUCGGCUUCCUGUGGCGAUGUCGUCAGGACCAGGCGGACCCUCCGUGUGAGAUGAGCGAGAGACGAAUCUUUACCAUGGCCAAACAGGUGGCCUCGGCCCUGGAGUUCCUUCACAGCAGGGAUCUUCUCCACGGCAACGUGAGAGCUCGCAGCGUUUUGGUCAGCAGGGGGCACACGGCCAAGCUUUGGGGUCUGAAUGGGGUGUACAUGAGGAAAAACCAGGGCGCCACUCAGACGGAUGAUCCCAGCAUGAGGAAGUGGCAGGCUCCGGAGCUGCUGGCCAGGAGGCCUGCCGGCCCGAGCAGUGACGUCUGGUCCUUCGGCAUCUUGUUGUAUGAGAUGGCAACCCUGGGUGAAGCCCCAUUUGCAGACAUUUUAGUUAACGAGCUUCUGCAGUUCCACCAGCGAGGAAAGCAGCUGAAGAAGCCGCCCAUGUGCUCCAACACACUAUACUCCACCAUUAAAGCCUGCUGCCAGUGGAAGGAGCAGGAUCGAGCCUCACUGGCCGAGGUCGGCCGCAGGCUUCUGUCAGGAGAGAAGAGCGCCAGUGACAAAGUCCUCAAGAUGCCCGAGCCAAUUAACAUUGAAAAGUAUCUGCAGGAGGCAGGAUACGGAGAAUCCAACAACUACACCGUCUUCUGAUCACUGGCUGUGCCGGAAAAGAUAAUGGACGACACACUGGACAAAUAACCUAGUGGUUGUUUGGGGAAAUGCAGUUUCUUAAAGUGAAGAACAAACUGCUCCAAACUCUGUUUUAUGAGUACUUAGGGAUUUUCAGAAUUGAAAAUUACCCCCUCUUUAAUUCUUGGUGUGUAAUGAUCAAGUUGGAGAAAUUGUUACUUACAUUCUGGAGCUACUUGCAGCGUUUCUGUUUCUUCCUUCUUCCAAGACUUCAGUCAUUUAUAUAUGCAGAUAUUUUUUGCCAAGUUUCUAAUCCACACAUGGUAAGAUGUGUUACAUGUGUGUGUGUCUCAAGGGGUAUGUCACGAAUUACAAUCAUAGCUCGUGGCUCUUGAAAUGUUGGAGAAUUUACACUGUGAUAGGUAUUUUACUAAAAUACAGGAGGUGCAGCUUCAACUUGAGAUGGAGGAUGGUGUAUGAAGGUUUACAAAUCUUGUUUACAACCUGUAGCCAAUGUACCAUAAGAGAUGUCUAACAAAGAAUCACUAUUUUUCCCAUGAUGACUUGUCUCUUGGGU